Messenger RNA from Saccostrea echinata, 1677 nucleotides. Its product is annotated as hemocytin-like. The record is from RefSeq and is a predicted model, not a curated record. Lineage: Eukaryota; Metazoa; Mollusca; Bivalvia; Ostreida; Ostreidae. Bases 271 to 1677 code for a protein of 468 amino acids. The transcript is spliced from 11 exons.
AAGCAUUGACAAGAUUGAGUGUGUUACCUCUGACGGUGACAUCCCGUCCUACAGCUCAGGCGAGAUGUUGACGUGUUACCCUGAAAGCGGACUUGUGUGCAGGAAUGCCGACAACUUCCCCGUACCAUGUUCUGACUACAAGAUUCGGUACCACUGUCAGUACCCUGGUGGACCAAUACCAGGUAAAAAUGGAAGAGCCACCCAAGUCCCAACCAGUCCCUGACCACAAAGAAUACACCAUCCAAUAUUCCAACAGUCUGUAAAGCCUCAAUGGGAAUGGAGAGCAAAGAAAUUCGUAAUGAAAUGAUCACUGCCUCGAGUUUCCGUGAUGCCAAUAGCAGCCCAGAGAAAACUUGUCUGAACACUAACGGAUUCUGGAUGCCAGCUACAGACACAAAGUCGGAAUACCUACAGAUUGACUUCCUACAGCAGGCAUACUUAACUGGUGUCACCACCCAGGGCCGUCCUGAUGCUACGACUUAUGUUACCUCAUACAAAGUUCAGUUCUCCACGGACGGAAAUAACUGGAAUACGUACAGAGAGGCAGGGGCAGAGAAUAUUGCUACUUUAUUAACUUCUCUCACAAAAAAUUAUGAAUUGUAUUUUAUUUUGAAAAUUUUCAGUGCAAACAUUGAUUCCUCCACACCAGUGACGUAUUACUUUACCAGUCCUCUUCAUGCCAGAUUCUUACGAAUCCUUCCACAGACAUGGCAAGGAAAAAUAGCGCUGAGGGUUGAAGUUUUCGGCUGUCCCGUGACCUAUCCCACAACCACCCCGCUACCCACUCCUAAGCCUACGACUGCAUUGACACAGGCCCUCAAACCUAGAGUCACUUUUACCAUAAAUUCAGUGCCAGACCGUAGGGGGCAUGUGGCCUAUGACCAGAGGGGACAUAUCGUCAGCUGUAACCUGUGGGAGGGUCUGACUUGUAACAACAUGGACCAGUUUGACCCCACAGGCUGUUUGGACUACAGAGUCCGACUCGGUUGUUUAAAACAGACUUCAGAGUGUGUUCCAAUGCCCAACACAAACCUAUAUAAAACAGUGGCACCCGUUUUGAACCCUCAUGUGGUUUCAUGCUUUGAGGGACUAGACACCUCCCAAUGUCCGAACUGUUCUGCUGGUCUCUACUGUGAUGGAAUGAGAUGUGUGAAGAAAGCCGACUGUACAUGUCAAUACAAUAACAAGAUUAUCAUGAAAUCGGACAUUGUCACAACAGAUAUGUGUGAGACUUGUCAGUGCUACAGUGGUGAACUAAGAUGUGUUCCUAAGAGCUGCCCACCUUGUUCUGCUGGUGAAACAAAAGUAGUCAACAUGACUAGCUGUAGCUGUUCGUGCAAGACAUGUGAUGCGGAUAUUAAUAAAGUUAUGAAGACUGUGCUAACAAUACCUCAGUCGUUUCCCCUGUCACAACACCAGCCCCUCAGCCCUGUGACUUGUGAUUCUGUCCACUGCCAAGCUCUGGUCAAACCUCCCAUGAUGCCAGGGGAGGUGGCUCGUAUUGUGAAGACUUCCGAUGGGUGCUGUGAUAAGUCUGAGUUGGUUUGUAAACCAGAAACCUGUUCGAUCCACCCCCUAACUUGUACCCCUCCUCAGCUUAUGAAGAAUAUCAACCCAGGGGAAUGCUGUCCAACAUUCCAGCGUGGUAUGUACCUAAAAUUCAAUUGGGACUUAUAG